Nelumbo nucifera (sacred lotus) is the source of this 849-nucleotide messenger RNA. RefSeq lists its product as uncharacterized. The record is from RefSeq and is a predicted model, not a curated record. NCBI's taxonomy places the organism in Eukaryota, Viridiplantae, Streptophyta, Magnoliopsida, Proteales, Nelumbonaceae. Gene Ontology annotation, cellular component: nucleus; cytoplasm.
AGCAAUCUUUUCUGUUCACACAAAAAUCAAUCUCAGAAGCCAAAAUCAUAAUUUCUUGAUCUCUAGAUUCUUUCGAUCAAUUCAGCGAAUCAUCCCUCUCGAAUUCGAUAUUGCCUAGAUUCUAUGGCAGAGACACAAGGGAGAAGCUCCGGCACGGGGAACCGCCGGAGAACGCCCACGAGAUUACAGAGUAGAGCGCCGGCGUCCAUACAGGUGAGCCCAGCGUCGGAGUUCGCUGCGGGGUGGAAGGUAGCGAUCCCUCUUCUUUCACCGUUGGUAUUGUCACCCGCGUCGCCUGAUCCAGAGGAUCGGACGGUGGAGACGUUGAAAUCACCAUCAUCGUCGUCGUCAUCAUCAUCAUCAUCAUCAUCAUCUUCUUCUAGGGAGGAACCAAGGCAACAAGAACGGCAGACGUCGGAGGCCGAGAGGCCCACUGUCAAGAGCUGGCAACAUCCGGCGGCACCCUUCUUCUAUGAACCGACUCCGUUUGUACCCUCUUUUGUACCGGUGUAAAUAGUAUCAAUACUUAGAAGGAGAGAAGGCAUUCAUGCAUGCAUUGGAUGAUGAUGAUUGAUGCAUGCAUAUGGAUUUAUAUAUAUGUUUAGUUGUGAUGAUGAACGACCACCCAUGUCUAAAUUUUUUUCCCAUCUUCAUGGGUUUUUGAUUUUUUUUUUUUUCCAUGGGGGUUAAUUUUAUUGUAAUUUCACUAUUCUCUACACAAAUGUCAUGUAUAUGACAAUGGGAGUUGUCUUAUUCCAAAAAUUUCCCCAAUUUUGUUCCUUUUCAUUUAUGUAAAGCACAUCAACAUGUACAUAUGUACAUACAUUCAUGAUUUCUCYUUGGUAGGCA